Molecule: messenger RNA, 747 nt
Organism: Dujonia railenensis
Lineage: Eukaryota; Fungi; Ascomycota; Pichiomycetes; Serinales; Debaryomycetaceae
Source: the annotation of a GenBank genome assembly
AUGUCAGGAUCUGCUGGUUUCGAUAGACAUAUUACCAUCUUCUCCCCAGAGGGAAGAUUGUAUCAAGUCGAAUACGCCUUCAAGGCAAUCAACUCAGCCAAUAUCACAUCAAUUGCCGUAUCCGGAAAGGACUCGGCUGUUUUAAUUUCUCAGAAGAAGAUCCCGGAUAAGCUUUUGGACCCAAAGACUGUAUCAUAUAUUUUCAAAAUCACCCCCAGCAUUGGGCUUGUAGCCACUGGUUCCAUUGCGGAUGCCAGAUCUCAAGCUCUCAGAGCCAGAGCUGAAGCCGCCGAGUUUAGAUACAAGUAUGGCUAUGAAAUGCCUGUAGAAGCAAUUGCUAAGAGAAUGGCCAACAUCUCCCAAUUGUAUACCCAAAGAGCUUACAUGAGACCCUUAGGUGUGGCAUUGACGUUCUGUCAAGUAGAAGUCGAAGAUACUGACAAGUUGGGACCUCAUAUUUUCAAGUGUGACCCAGCUGGAUAUUACACUGGAGUGAAGGCUGUAGCCACUGGACCAAAGCAGCAAGAAGCUACCACAUACUUAGAAAGAAAGUUCAAGAAAAUAGAUUACGUUAAGGGAGACUGGAAAGAGACCGUUGAAUUUGCCAUAAGCUCGUUGCUGAGUGUACUUGGAUCCGACUUCAGGAAGAACGAUAUCGAAAUUGGGGUUGCCACUAAAGAUGGUUUCAAGAUUUUGACUCCAGAUGAGAUCGACGAGAGGUUGAUUGCCAUUGCUGAACAAGAUUAA